Naumovozyma castellii is the source of this 1170-nucleotide messenger RNA. It is a transcript of the gene YAP5, whose product is annotated as Yap5p. The record is from RefSeq and is a predicted model, not a curated record. Bases 1 to 1170 code for a protein of 389 amino acids. Lineage: Eukaryota; Fungi; Ascomycota; Saccharomycetes; Saccharomycetales; Saccharomycetaceae. The transcript has a single exon.
AUGAACUGUCAACCGCAGGAUAAUAUGGAUAAUAUGACUUCUAACCAUUCCAUUAGCGAGUUUCCCGAUUUAAAACCGAAAUCUUCACUUGGAGAGCAUACGUCGAUGUCCAGAAUUCAUGUAUCAAAGAAUUGGACACUUCCUCCUCGAAUAAAGUCUCGUGGAACAAGCCAUAGAAAGAAAUUACCUACACAACUUGAAGGUGGGAGCAGAAAUAUUUUAACGGAUGGAGAUGUUAAUACAUUUGCCCAUAAUACCCCUCCUAGUGAUAAGGGUUCACCCAAUAUGGGCAAGAGUGAUUCUGAAAGGAAAAAGAUACAAAAUCGUGAUGCUCAAAGGGCUUAUCGGGAAAGAAGAGCAAACAAACUGAAAGUAUUGGAGGAUGCCGUUGACUCGCUACAACAGUUAGUUAAGAAAUGGCAAAGGAAAUAUAAAGAGACAGAAAAGGAACUGCAACAAUACAAAGAGACAUUGGAACUUUCAUUGAAUGAGAAUAAACAAUUAAAAGAAUCUUUGACGGCCUCAAAUAAUGGCUUAGUAUGUUCUAUUUGUUUGCAACCAAUAGAAGACCCAUCACCACAACGUUCUGAAGUCAGAAUAGCGAAACCAUCUAGAAAGACAGGACGUGUAGAAAAGGUGUCAGUGGAAAAUGGCACAGAGCAAAAUAAACGUUUGCACCACAUCAUAAGUAAUUUUAAACCCAUGAAAGCUGAAAUGUUAAAGAAAGCAAUUGGAAUUGGAAGCUUUAGUGGCUCAAGCGGAGUACUUUCGAAGCUGCCGACGACCACAGGAACCAGCGAUCAAGUGGAGAAAUCAGUUACCUUCCCAAAUAGGGACCUUGCAAAGAAUGAGAAUAUGGCAACCACCACUCCAAAUAAAUGUGGCUUCUGUGAAGAGGGUUCGCGCUGUGUCUGUAAUGAAUUAGAGGCUGCAGAAGAAAUGACCCAAAAGUUAAGCACUAAUGCGUCUGAGAAGUUAAGUGGUCAUUGUCAAAGUUCACCAAAUAACUGCACUAAAUGCUCUAACAUAGAUGAAACAUGCAUAAAACCAAUCAGCCCAACACCCAGUUAUAUACCAGAAACGGAGGUUUCAUCUCAACAAAUGGAGAUUGAUUUCAAUCAGACUCCAUUGGUUGAUAACUUUCAAAAGAUAAGAAAAUAUAUGCAAUAA